Caretta caretta (loggerhead turtle) is the source of this 1270-nucleotide messenger RNA. It is a transcript of the gene DERA, whose product is annotated as deoxyribose-phosphate aldolase. Gene Ontology annotation, molecular function: deoxyribose-phosphate aldolase activity. The record is from RefSeq and is a predicted model, not a curated record. Gene Ontology annotation, cellular component: cytoplasm. NCBI's taxonomy places the organism in Eukaryota, Metazoa, Chordata, Testudines, Cheloniidae. Gene Ontology annotation, biological process: deoxyribonucleotide catabolic process; carbohydrate catabolic process.
CACGGUUUCACCCGCUGAGGGAGCCGGUCAGCAUCCCCCGGAUGGAGAGUGCAAGACCUUGGCUCGAUCUCAAGAGUGCAAGUGAAUCAACCUGCAGUUAUAAGGCAUGCAGAACAAAUUCAGUCACGAAGAACUGUGAAAAAGGAUUGGCAAAUACUGCUGGCUGCUUCGUUUUGAAUCUACUUUGAAUCUUCAGAGACUGGCCUCUCUCUGAGAAUUUCCACCUGCAUGUCCGAAUCAGUGUCCUGAUGACUUUCAACUAUUAAAUUGUGCUUCCACAUGGAAUCAGAUGUGCCUGAGCUCACUAGGACAUAUUCAAAGGGUCUAGAGGCUGCUUGGCUACUGAGAGCUGUCACCUGCAUAGAUCUCACCACCCUUUCAGGCGAUGACACCCCUUCAAACAUUCACAGGCUUUGUUACAAAGCCAAGCAUCCAAUCAGAGAGGAUCUUUUGAGAGCCAUGAACAUGCAUGAUAAAGGUAUUACUACAGCAGCUGUCUGUGUGUAUCCAGCUAGGGUAGCUGAUGCUGUUAAAGCACUCAAGGCUGCUGGUUGUAACAUACCAGUAGCUUCAGUGGCAACUGGGUUUCCAGCUGCACAAACUCCACUGAAAACCAAAUUAGAAGAGAUUAGGAUAGCAGUGGAAGAUGGUGCCAGAGAGAUCGACAUUGUAAUUAACAGAACCCUUGUGCUGACUGGCCAGUGGGAAGGCCUCUAUGAAGAGAUCCAUCAGUUUCGUCAGGCCUGUGGAGAUGCUCAUAUGAAAACAAUCUUGGGAACAGGAGAGCUGGGAUCACUUACCAAUGUCUACAAAGCCAGCAUGGUAGCGAUGAUGGCAGGUGCUGAUUUCAUUAAGACCUCUACAGGAAAAGAAGCAGUUAAUGCCACCCUUCCAGUAGGCAUAGUCAUGGUGCGAGCCGUUAGAGAUUUCUACUGGAAAACUGGCAACAAGGUUGGAUUUAAACCUGCUGGAGGCAUUCGUAGUGCAAAGGAUGCUCUUACCUGGCUCAUAUUGAUGAAGGAGGAGUUAGGAGAUGAGUGGCUGAAACCAGACCUCUUUCGCCUAGGUGCCAGUACGUUGCUGGCCGAUAUCGAGAGACAGAUUUACCAUCAUGUGACUGGCAGAUAUGCAGCUUACCAUGACCUGCCAAUGGCUUAGUCCCAUGAGUAAUUCAGGAUGACUUUUAUAAAGAGAAUUUUAAGAAAAAAAUGUCCUAAAGUCUUUUUUGUAACCUAGUCCAAAAGUGCAUAUAAAAGGAUAAAAGAACCAA